AUGCUUCAACCAACUUCAGAUACUCAACUGCCAGAAUCUCUUGCUCAGUUAACUGUAAAGAUCUGUUCAGUACGUUUACCAUCAUCAACCAAAUUAACAGAUAUCUAUGUGAUUAUGGAAAUCGAUAGUAAAUACACAUAUCGAACAGAGAUUAUACGCAAAAAAGACAAAUCAAAUACAGCAACAUCAACAGCGACAAAUCCAAUAAUAAUAAUUAAUGAAUCGUUUGAUGCACUUAUCUCAUUAACCUCGAAAGUGUGCUUUAAAAUCCUUGCUCCAACUCGUCUUUUUGGCAACAGUGAUAUUGGACAAGCGGAUUUUAACAUUAAAACCAUUAUCGAUAAUUACUGUAUUUACGAGCAACAUAAUAACAUGAAUAAUGAUAGUCGAUCGCCGUCUUUUCGUGUUCAAAUGCCAUUUCAAACUUCGUCAGCAUCUGCAUCAUCGAAUUCUGCCCGAUUAAAUGAUCAGAAUUCUUCGACUGGCAUCAUCGAACUUAUCUUCUACGGUUCAAUACUUAAACAAAACUCGCAAUCGAAUAGAACUGCACAAACAUCAAUUGAAACAGCGAAUACCGAUCAGUCAUCAUUACCAGUAGAUUCAACUUCAACAAAUGACCUCACAACAAAUUCAAGGCAGUCUUUGUCACCACCCCAAUCGAAUGGAGCUACAAGCUUAACAAGACCAACCGAUCCUAGGCAUUCACUCAUAGAUGAAAGACGAUUGGCUCACUUAAAACAACAAUUACCUGCUGGUUGGGAACUUCGUCUAGACAGUCAAAAUCGUCCGUACUACGUCGAUCACAACCGUCGUCGGACAACUUGGUUGCUUGAACAGAGUGUUCUACCACCUGGUUGGGAAGAACGUGUUGAUAGUCGAGGACGCGUUUAUUACGUUGAUCACAAUACUCGUACAACAACUUGGACGCCACCAACUGCCCUACAUUUAGCUAAUGUUGCACAAUGGCAAGAUCAAUAUGCACGAAGUCAUUCGAUGUUUAAUCAGUUCGAACAUCGAUUUUUACCACAGACAGAAAAUAGCAAUAAUCAAUCGAGCAACACUAAUGAAUCGCCUUUACCUGAAGGUUGGCAACGAAUGUUUGAUAAUCAAGGCCGACCAUAUUAUAUCAAUCAUCUAUCGAAAACAACACAAUGGGAAGACCCAAGACAAAUGGAAAAUAAACUAUUGGAUAAUUCGUUACCACCUGGAUUCGAAAUCUGUCAUACCAAAGAAGGACAAAUGUAUUUUCUUGACCAUAAUACAAAAACAACUACUCUUCAAGAUCCUCGGCUUGGAUCUUCAACUAAUGCAAGCUCACGAGCCAACCUCAAACAUAGUUUACCGUAUAAGAUCCGGCAAUUCCGCUAUUUAUGUUCAACUAAUGCUACGAACGGACAAUUGAAGUUAACCAUACGUCGACAUCGUUUGUUCGAUGAUUCUCUAAAUCAUAUCAUGCAUUGUCAAUCCAAUGAACUUCGUCGUCGAUUGUAUCUCUCAUUUAAAAAUGAAGAAGCUCUUGAUUAUGGAGGUGUUGCCCGCGAAUGGUUCUUUCGUCUCUCACAUGAAGUACUCAAUCCAAUGUAUUGUUUAUUCGAAUAUGCAAACAAGAAGAACUACUAUUUGCAAAUAAAUCCAGCGUCGUCAAUCAAUCCUGAUCAUCUCGUUUAUUUUCAAUUUAUUGGUCGUUUCGUGGCAAUGGCACUUUUUCAUGAGAAAUUUAUCGAUAACGGGUUUAGUUUAUCGUUUUAUAAACGACUGUUGGGUAAAACGUUAACAGUACAUGAUUUAGAAUUAUUAGAUCCUGAAUUUUACAACAGUUUAUCGUGGAUACGAGAAAAUAAUCUAGAUGAAAAUGAUGAUUUAGAAUUAUAUUUCAAUACUUCAUUUGAAUUACUGGGUAAAAUCGAAAAUAUCGAAUUGAAGCCCGGUGGAAAUGAUAUUAAAUUAACCGAAGCGAAUAAAGCCGAAUACUUAGAAUUGAUCACGAAGUGGCGAUUUACACGAGGAGUUGAAGAUCAAACAAAAGCAUUUCUACACGGCUUUAACGAAGUUGUUCCAUUGCAGUGGAUUCAGAUAUUUAACGAACGUGAACUAGAAUUGCUCCUUUGUGGCAUAUCGAAAAUCGAUACUCUCGACUGGGAACGUAACACUAUCUAUAAGCAUUACACCGAAAAUGCGAAGCCGAUCCAAUGGUUCUGGCAAUUCGUACGCGAAAUUACCGAUGAACAACGCGCACGUCUACUUCAAUUUGUUACUGGUACAUGUCGUGUACCGAUUGGUGGUUUUGCUGAAUUACUCGGUUCGAAUGGUCCACAAAAAUUCUGUAUAGAGAAAUAUGGCAAGGAUAACAUAUUACCCCGAUCGCAUACCUGUUUCAAUCGAUUGGAUUUACCUCCAUAUAAAAAAUAUGAGAUUUUAAAAGAAAAACUUCUAUUUGCUAUCGAAGAGUGCGAGGGCUUCGGGCAAGAGUAA
Adineta ricciae is the source of this 2472-nucleotide messenger RNA. The record is from the annotation of a GenBank genome assembly. NCBI's taxonomy places the organism in Eukaryota, Metazoa, Rotifera, Eurotatoria, Adinetida, Adinetidae.